ACGUUUGAUCUGAAUCCACGGUUUGGCAAAAUCCAUGACUUCAAUUUGUUUGACGCGACUUUUUUUGGACUCCCGGAGCAGUUGUCGGAAGCGGUUGACGCACAGGCGCGGAUGCUUCUCGAGAUUACCUACGAGGCCAUUAUGGAUGCCGGAAGCAGUGUAAGUCCGCAAUCACUACGUGGUAGUAAGACUGGUGUAUACGUUGGUGUAUCCAUAUAUCCCAUGGCUGAAGGUUAUCCCGACGAAAUUCAGCCCGAUAUGAAGCAAAGUUUGCAGAGAGCGACCAUGCAGACCUUCUCCAAUUUGAAAUCCCUUUACGCCAGUCGUAUAUCAUUUGUGUUUGAUUUCAAGGGCCCGUCACUGCUGGUGGACACCGCCUGUUCGGCCAGUCUAUCGGCCACUACUCUGGCUAUGAAUGACAUGAAACUCGGCCGUGUGCUGUGCUUNAUCGUUUGCGGCACUCAUAUGCUGUUCGAGCCAUUCGUACUGCAGUUCCAACAGGAGUCGGGUCUGUGUUCGCCCAGAGGUGUGGCCGCAGUCCUCGACCAGAACGCCGACGGCUUCAUCAAAGGCGAGGCCGUGUGCUGUGCUUUCCUACAGCGCCGGUGCAAUGCUCGACGUGUUUAUGCGACCAUGGUCAACGCUAAAAUGAACAUCGAUGGCAAUAAAACGAGCGGUAUGUUCUUCCCAUCGGCCGACGCACAGGAAGAGCUCAUGAUUGACACUUACAACGAGGUCAAUGUCAACCCGCUUGACCUCACCUAUUUCGAAGCUCACUGUACCGGCACCAAGGCGGGCGAUCCGCAAGAAAUAAAGGCCAUAUAUAAUGCCUACGUUAAGGCUCCGGGACGUACUGAACCCCUGCCGUUGGGUGCGUUGAAGAGUAACAUCGGUCACGCGGAGGCCGGUUCAGGGAUGGCGGCACUCAUUAAAGUGUGUAUUGUAUACGAGAAUGAGUGCAUUCCUCCCAACCUUAAUAUGAAACAACUGAAGGAUGAAUGUCUUCCUUAUUGUCCGCCUAUAAAGCCUAUUGUGGAGUCGAUGCCAUACAAUCCAGGGUUGGCCGCAGUGAGCAAUUUUGGUAUCGGCGGUGCGAACGCACACGUAUUGCUCGAACCAAACCAUAAGUUGGGAACCAGUGAUGGACUGAGAAUUGCGGAAACGAUUCCCAGAAUUGUUAACAUUUGCGGCCGAACUGAAGAUGCGGUCAAAUAUAGAGUGACGAAUGACUUUUUGGCACUUUUGGCGCAAACUAUGAAAUACACGCCUAAUGUUAACUCAUCGGGAAUGCCGUUCAGGGGUUCACUUAUGAUAACAAAGAUGUCGGAAAGCAGUAAUAAUAUUAAUUACGAAUAUAAGAGACAGCAAAUAGGCUUUCAGAAAGGAAAAAGUGCUCGACCUCUAUGGGUACUGUUCCCGGGUUUGGGCGGUCAGUGGCCGGCAAUGGCUAAGGCUUUGAUGAAAAUCAAGAUAUUCGCCGAUAAAGUGGAAGAAUGCCAUCAAAUACUCAAAGAGUUUGGCAUUGAUUUGAAAACAAUGUUAUUAUCCGAAGACAAGGCAUCCAUGGCUUCAAUGACCGCAAAGUUUUGUUCGACGACUGCUAUAGAGAUAGCGUUGUUUGAAGUGAUGAAAGCGCUGGGCAUCACACCCGACGGCAUAAUUGGCCACUCGUUUGGAGAGAUAGCCUGUGCUUACGCUGACGGGUGUCUCAACACAAGGGAAGCAAUGGUCGUCACAUCAAUCCGAGGCAUAGUCACUGAAAAUAACAAAACUAUACCCAAAGGACUGAUGGCUGUCGUGGGGUUACCCAAGUCUGAGGCUCAAAAGUUGUGCCCAAACGGUGUUUAUAUUGCAUGUAAUAACGCUAAGGAUAGUGUUGUUAUUUCCGGCCUGGAAAAGGAGAUGAAGGAAACGAUUAAAGUAAUGGCCGACAAAAAUAUAUUUGUCCGCCAAUUAGAGAGCAUAAUGGCCGACAAAAAUAUAUUUGUCCGCCAAUUAGAGAGCAGUAAUAUUGCCUAUCAUUCAAAAUACAUCCAAACCGCUGCCCAACCGUUGAUCGACGCCAUCAAUAAACAUAUACCGCAUCCAAAGCCGCGCUCCAAGAAAUGGUUGUCCACUUCACUCAUGAGCGCCGACCCGACAGAGGAAGCCCUGCGGUACGCGUCGGGCGAGUAUUUUGCCCACAAUUUGGUUAACCCCGUCAUGUUUUACGAUCGCAUUAAACAACUGCCGGCCGACGCCAUUGUGCUAGAGUUAGGACCGCAUUCACUGUUUGGCAAAAUAGUGAGCGAAACACUCAAUGACUGCUCUUAUGUAUCGCUCAUUAAAAAAGAUUCAAACGACAAGAAUAUAGACUUAUUUUUGUCCGGUUUGGCCACUCUAUACGAGUUGGGCGUCAAUCUGUCGCCGGAUAAACUGUACCCGCGGUGUGAGUGGCCGGUGGCCCGCAAUACACAGUCGAUUAACUCGUUGAUCAAAUGGGAUCACAGUUUAGACAUUCCGCGCCGCGUAUAUCCGGAGCGCUAUAAUCGGGGAAACGCCGCUGACAUGAAUGUUACCAUCAAUUGUGGCACAAAAGAGGACGAGUUUUAUUUGGACCACUCCGUAGACGGCAACCCUAUAUUCCCGGCCACCGGAUUUUUAAUGCUGGCCUGGCGUAAAUUGGCGGCCGAUAUGGGCAAACUAUGGCAGAGCGUACCCGUUAUAUUUGAGAAUGUUCAAUUGAAAAGGGCCGUAUUUUUGACCCAGGACCAAAACACUAUUCUUACAGUGAAAUAUUUUCCACUAACAGGUGAUUUUUCAAUAUACGAGAACGAAAACGCAUGCGUGUCGGGCAAAAUUCGUGCGCCGGGCGAUGACGUGCUAAUCGCACAGCACCUGCUCUACGACAAUGAGUCCAAACUAUCUCAGCGCCAGUACUCGCUUAAUAGGGCCGACAUUUACAAAGAGUUGCGAAUUAAUGGUUUAGACUACGGGCCGGCGUUUCAACGGCUCAACAAAGUGGGCACAAAUGACUUCAACGAGUUUUACGGUGAGUGCGAAUGGGACGGACAGGUUGUCACUUAUUUGGACGCGUUGUGCCAAACGCGGGCAAUAGCGGUGCCGGUCCGCAAAAUGCUGUUACCGGUGCUGAUCCGCAAAUUACGGCUCGACCCGCGCCUUAUGUUUGACGCUUUCAAACGGCACAGGAGUCAGAAGGAGGUGACGACCGGUGAGGGCGCCGACAGCCUUAAUUCGACCAUAAUGAUCGAUAUGGACGGCAACACUGUUGACACACACGUGGUCUCCGACAACAGCGGCGAACAAAACACAAUUCAAGAGGUCGUGGAGAGAGAAAAAGUGCGAUUCAACGAACGCUUCGCCCAAUACUCGUCGCGAAUACCGUUUUAUUGCAAUUUGGAUACAAAACAAUUGGUUUCGCCCGGCGUUGAACUCGAAGAGGGCGUCGCGUUUCCCGUUCCCCGACGUACGGACACAACUGGUCUGGUCUUGGAUUCGGCCGAGUUUUGCGCCAACGAUGACAAUCACGCCAUCGAUGACUGCUUAUCGGUCGUUGUGUUUAAGUAUUUAGAGGUUUGUAAGUCAAUGGCAGCCAAAGUAAAGCAAUUAUGUGUUAAAGAAAUGAAAUGCGAUUUUAAUUACCAACAAAUCACUGAAGAAGUGCUGCAAGAAUUGCGGAGCGAAAGCACUGAAAAUUAUGUUAUGUUUCGUACAUUUGAUAAAUUAUUGGCAAAAGUUGUCGACAAAAAUCAUAAUAAAUUGAACGAUAGAGAAGUAGCAAAAAUUUUGAAUGAAAUGCAAACAAAUAGUGAAUACGAUUUGAGUAAAGAUUUGGUGAAUCAGAUCCAGAAGAAUGAACGUAUGAUCAGAUCAUUGGUGGAAAUUGUUUGCGAAAAUUAUGUAACAAAUAAUGAUUUAAAAAUCACUGAAAUUAAUAUGAGUAACAAUUUUAUGGUCAAAGAUGUGGAACAGAUUGUCACACAUUUUCGUAUACUUCCCUUUGAAGUCGAUUACAAACUAAUUGUUAAAAGUAAACAAUCGGUGAAUGAAAUAUAUAAACAAAGAGCUACUGAAUGGCAACUUAAAGAUGACAUACCAUUAAAACCCUCGCAUUUGGUUAUAAUGAGAGACUCACAAGACUUAUGGCAAAUGGAUUUAAAUAAAUUCACACAAGAAUUGUUUGACUCCAUAAACAGCAAUGGAUUCCUAUUAUCGGUAUUUCGGUAUAAGUUUACGGAACCGGAGAUUGCGUUCAUGUCUUUGACGGGAAACACAAUUCCCAGUAAUAAUGAAUUGGAUUUAAGAAUCAAAAAGUUUGUAUCGAUUGCCACUAAAACUGGAUUCAAUUUAAUCGCAGCAAAAAGCGAUAUAAUCGGUACUCAAUGCCUAAUGUUUAGGAAAAUCAUUCACAAACCCAUAGAACCUGAAAAACACAAUGUUAUCAAAAUAACUGGUGAUUAUAAGCAAUGGUUUGAAGUGUUGCAGAAAAAACUGAUCGCUGCUAAAGAGGCGGACAAUAAAACCGAUAACGUAUGGCUUGUGGCGAAUGACUCGUAUAUUAAUGGUAUCAUUGGUUUAAUGAAUUGUUUGCGUUUAGAACCGGGCGGAGAGAACUUCCGGUAUAUCUUCCAUAUGGACACCAAUACUGGCGCUAACAUUGACUUCAAUACUAAACCCUAUUCUGAUAUAUUGGCCAACGAUUUGGUCGCAAAUGUUAUCAAAGGGGGAAAACUGGGAACUUAUAGACACUUAAAACUUCCCAAUGAUUUUGAUAAAUGUGUUUCAAAUGAUUAUUAUCUAAACUCCGGCACAACAAGAGAUUUAGCGGGUAUUCAAUGGUAUGAUUCCCGGAAAUUACCCGAAAUUAAAAAGUAUUGGAAUUUGAAUAGCGAAGAAAUUUCCAAAACACGGGUUGAGAUAUACUGUUCGGGCAUUUCAUUUCACGACGUUAUGGUCGCUUCAGGUCGUAUACCCGCCGGUCCGGAACAGAUAUUUUCCGAUUGUACCAUGGGCAUUGAAUACGUGGGCCGUCGCGUGGAUACCGGGGAACGUGUGAUGGGUAUAGAUGUGGGCCGUACUGUUGCCACAUCAUUGAACGCUGGCACUCAUAGCAUGACUACAGUUCCCGAGCACUGGUCGAUGGCAGACGCGGCCACUAUAUUGAGCACAUAUAGCACUCUGUUUUACGCGCUCAUCAAAAGGGCUAAUCUUAAAAAAGGUGAAAGUAUAUUAAUACACUCCGCGGCGGGAGGUGUGGGUCAGGCGGCCAUCAAUAUGUGUAAGCAUUACGACUGCGAUAUCUUUGUAACGGUUGGGACGGAAGAGAAGAAACAGUUUUUGAUGAAUGAAUACAAUAUACCGGAGGAAAGGAUCUUCAACUCAAGAGAUAUAGUAUUCAAGAGUCAAGUGUUGAAACUGACGGCUGGAAAGGGUGUGGAUAUUGUGUUGAAUUCAUUGGCGGGCGAGAAGUUGGACGCGUCCUACGAGUGUGUGGCCAAUAGCGGCCGCUUUGUGGAGAUCGGUCGGUACGACAUGUUUCAAAACAAACAAUUGGGCAUGUUUGAUUUUGUGCGCAAUAUUCAAUUCAUCGGUAUUGUUAUCGACAUCGUUAUGGAUGGACUGGAUUUUUGCCCCGAUUUCUACGAUUGGGUUCACAAAAACUCUACGAAUGGUUGCGUUAAACCAUUGAAUUAUACAUUGUUUGAGGCCAAGGAUGCGGACAAAGCGUUCCGUUAUAUGACAACCGGUAAACAUAUGGGAAAAAUUGUCAUUAAAAUGAGAGACGAAGAGAUGGAUAGGCGGCCAUUGAAAGCGAUAAAACCGGCCGUAAAUAUGAAUGUAAUGAUUAAGACAUUUUUCGAUCCAAACAAAGUCUAUAUAAUAACCGGAGGUUUGGGUGGUUUUGGUCUGGAAUUGAUUCCAUGGAUGCAAUACUUCGGCGCCCGAAAGUUUGUGGUCACCUCCCGGUCAGGCCUUAAGACUGAUUAUCAGAAAUACGUUUUCAAUCGAUUCACAAAAACUCUACGAAUGGCCAAGGAUGCGGACAAAGCGUUCCGUUAUAUGACAACCGGUAAACAUAUGGGAAAAAUUGUCAUUAAAAUAAGAGACGAAGAGAUGGAUAGGCGGCCAUUGAAAGCGAUAAAACCCGCCGUAAAUAUGAAUGUAAUGAUUAAGACAUUCUUCGAUCCAAACAAAGUCUAUAUAAUAACCGGAGGUUUGGGUGGUUUUGGUCUGGAAUUGAUUCCAUGGAUGCAAUACUUCGGCGCCCGAAAGUUUGUGGUCACCUCCCGGAUAACCGGAGGUUUGGGUGGUUUUGGUCUGGAAUUGAUUCCAUGGAUGCAAUACUUCGGCGCCCGAAAGUUUGUGGUCACCUCUCGAUCCGGCCUUAAGACUGAUUAUCAGAAAUACGUUUUCAAUCGUUUCAAAACUUUUUACCAAAAAUUUAAACUAUUUGAAUGUCAAUGGAUUGUCUCGACUGUCAAUGGGUUCACAAUUGAAGGUACAAAACAACUGCUAAAUGAAGCAAAAACGUUGGGACCCAUUGGAGGGGUAUUUCAUUUGGCGAUAGAAUUGAAUGACUGUUUGAUAGAAAAGUUAACGUUUGAAAAGUUUUGCUCAUCUAUUGAUACAAAACACAAGAUCUUCGCAAAUCUGGAUCAACUGACCCGACAAUUGGAUUAUACAUUGGAUUACUUCGUAAUGUUUUCGUCCAUAACUUGUGGUAAAGGAAACGGCGGUCAAUCCAACUAUGCUUUUGGAAACUCCAUGUGUGAGCGUAUAUGUGAAGAGAGACGUAGGGAUGGUCUGCACGGACUCGCCAUACAAUACGGACCCAUCGGUGAUGUGGGAGUGUUUGAAGGGUCGGAUCAGUUCAUGGCAUUCACAACAAUACGAAAGCAGAGAAUAAACUCGUGUUGCGAUGUUUUGGACAAACUUUUAUCAAUCAAACAACCGGUCGUCACAUCUCAUAUUAAAGUGGAUAUGAGUGCCAAAGAGUCGGGCAGUAAAAAGUCACGUCUGAUCGCAGAGUUGUGGCGCGCGUUGGGUAUCGACCCGGAGGUGACGCCCAACCACUUGACUCUCGGCGAGAUAGGGCUCGAGUCGAUGUUCGCCGUAGAGUUGCAGCAGGAGUUGGAGAGGGAGUGGAAUUUAAAAAUAACCUUAAAUCACGUCAAGAGUAUAACCAUCGGUAUGUUGAAGGAAUACGAGGUGGGCAAUACUUCCACUGUAAAAAAGCACCUGGACGAAGUGAAACAAGCCAGGGCCAAUUUGUUGAAACAAAAAUUUGUAAUUCCCACCGAAACCCACACCCGUCUAAACGCCGUGACCAGCGGUCGACCCGUAUAUUUAAUGCCAACUAUUUUAUUGAAUUUCACCAUGUUUGAGCAGUUGGCACAAUCACUUAAUCGACCUGUAGUGGGGCUCAAUUGGAUGCGAGAAAUGUCCAAAAUGACCACGAUCAAAGAUGUAAAUCAGUACUUUAUCAAACUGUUAAAACAACUCGAACCAAACGGUGGGUACGAUGUGGUCGGCUAUUUAGACGGUGCCAUCACUUGCAGCAAAUUGUUGCUCAAAGAAAUGGCAGACAAAGCGGUGAUUAUUGAUGUUUUCUCCGACGAGAGAUUCAAUUCGGAUCAGCUCUCCGAAGAAGAUUUGUUGGUUUUUACGAUGAAUAUAUUGUUCAUCGAAAUGCCGGACAGUCUUAGGGAUAAGAUUGUACGCGAUUUAAAGAAAGAGACCGACACUAAGGCCCGCAUACGACUCGUCACUACAGAGUUGGUUGACUUCGCGGGUAAAGGUCUGGUGGCGCCCGAUAUCGACGAGAUAUUUGCCAUUUUGUUGGCCAGACUUCGGAUGCUUUUGUCUUAUAGGGCGGAGAAGAGGAAGAAGUGGUCGAAUCGGCUCAAAAUGACAAUCGGGAAAAAGUGGUCCAAACGUGUGGGUAAAUUGAUCAUGGUCAAACCAUUUCUAUUGGACAAUGUGGACGAUGUCGACGAAUUGAUUGGCAAAUCACGCGACGCAUACUUAUUACCCGCCACACAGGACGGCAACGAUAAUAUCGAGGUGUCGAUAAUCAAUAGUAUUCCUAAUUUGGAUCAAAUGAACGCCGAAAUGAAUGAAAAAUACUUGAUGCUCGAUGUUUGGGAAAUUACUACCAAAGACAUUAACAUUUAUGUGACCGUUAGUUCCGGGGGUGAUAAAUCUAGUUAUUUGUGUUGGGCUGACGAGGACGUUGGGACUAUGGACCCGGAGUGGCCGCAACAUCCACACCAAUACGGAGACCUUUCCAUAGCUAAAAUCCCGGUGUCUCAGUUCAUGGGCCCCAAAAACCCUCCCAAACCCUUCAAUACAGGCGCAAAGGCUGUCGACAAUUGCGAUGCCAUUCCCUCUCAGGAUGUGUUCAUUUAUAUGAAACAAAAACAGAUUUUGUCCGCAAAGGAUAUCAAUGAGAAACAACGAUAUUUGUCUAAAUUGAGUGAUGUGUUGAAAGGCAGACAAUAUGUGGACAAUGGUUGCCCU
Molecule: messenger RNA, 8520 nt
Organism: Medioppia subpectinata
Lineage: Eukaryota; Metazoa; Arthropoda; Arachnida; Sarcoptiformes; Oppiidae
Source: the annotation of a GenBank genome assembly